Cuculus canorus (common cuckoo) is the source of this 2669-nucleotide messenger RNA. RefSeq names its product matrix extracellular phosphoglycoprotein (gene MEPE). Gene Ontology annotation, biological process: biomineral tissue development. Gene Ontology annotation, cellular component: extracellular matrix. The record is from RefSeq and is a predicted model, not a curated record. The transcript is spliced from 5 exons. The coding region runs from base 109 to 2295 and encodes 728 amino acids. Lineage: Eukaryota; Metazoa; Chordata; Aves; Cuculiformes; Cuculidae. Gene Ontology annotation, molecular function: extracellular matrix protein binding.
UGAUUGGCUCCGCACGCCUGGGGCCAACUUUAAAUUUCAGCAAAGUGGGCACAGCCUCCACGGUCGGCCACUGGGACCUGCCUCUGACGGUGAAAGGAGCUGCCCAAGAUGCAAACAGCCCUGCUGUGCCUAUGCCUGCUCAGCACAGCCCUCUCGACACCUGUGCUGCUGCCGCUGGCUGGGAGAGCUGCUGGGAACUGUGUGGGACAGCACCGGAUACUGCUGAAAGGUUGUAAUGCUAAGCAUGGCUUCUAUGUUUUCAAAUACAUCUAUUUAAUUUCAACACGGAGGAACCAGACACAGAUAGAGAAGGAAGAGGCCAACAGCCAGAGUGCUGGCUCCAGUCGCCAGCCAGGCAAGGAGGAUGCCAGGCAGGGGCUGAUGGAAGGCGGGCCAUCCCCAGAGGGAGGUGACUAUGGUGGCACUGAUGCAAUGGAGAAUGGGACCAGCCUCAAGACUGAACACCGCAGCACACCAGACAUCAAUGGGGAUGCCCGUGGUCCUCACCAAGGCACCAUCACGAGGCCGCACAGUGGUGUCAGCAUCACAACUUCCACCCCAGCCAGUGCAGAAGGUAGUGGCGACCUGGAUUUGGUGGUUGACAACAAUGGUGGUGUUUCCAUCCUCCCUCAGGGUGGACAAGCCAGAGGAGCAGUGGCAGGGAACAGGUCUGUUGCAAGGAAUGGGGACAAGGAGGUUGGUGCCCCUGGAGGGGGCCCAGUGGAGGGGGCUAUGACAGCUGGGGAAGAGAGGGCCCCCACCACUGGAGGGACUGGGGAUGAGGGUAGUGGUGAGGCCACUGUCCAUAGCCAAGGGCAGGAGGGCACAAAGCACGGCAAGGGGAUGGGAAGUGUCUCUCUCUCACCUGUCACUGAGAAGAUGGAGGACAUUCAAGUCGACUCCAAAGGUGUGGAUGAAUAUGCUUACAUCCCUAACUCGGGCAGUGUCACCAUCACCCAGGGAAAGGUGGACAGCAUGACAGGAGGCACCAGCUUCACCCAGAUCUCUCCAGAUGUGGACAAUGAGGUCAACGUCUUCAUUGGGAGGGCUGACAUCCAUAUAGGAAACCAAGAAACCACUCUGGCCAGUGUCACAGUUAGCAACAAGGAUGACAGCAUCCCCACUGCAGGGACAAGCGGCCCCAUGCCCAGGAUGGGCAUCUCUGCUGCACAUGAUGGUGGUGGCAUCCUUGUUCGUGAGCAGCCUGAAGAACCAGUCACCCCAAGCCCUGGGGGCAGAAUCACCAGCAGGCCUGGGGACAGCAUCACCAGCAGCCCUGGAGAUGUCCAUGUUACAGGAGAUGAUAAGGAUGGUGUCAUCACUGUUGGUGAUGAAGAAGGACUAGUAGCCCCCAGCUCUUGGAGGGUCACUGGUAGUGAUGUUACUGUCCCCAUGGCAGGUGGUGGCCGUAAGGGUGAUGACGAGGAAGCAAGAGGUGAGGGACAGAGGGCCUGGGGGAGGCUGGGCCACCCGGCUGUCAGCAUGCCCCCUCCGAGGGAGGAUGAGGAGGCUGCCACCACAGCCCCAGCCAGGAAGGCAAUUAUCCUCCUGGACACCACUGUGGCCUCCCCUGGGGUGAGCAAGGGGGACUGCACUACCACUCUCAGGACAGCCAGCAGUCAUGACACGAGCGAGAACACAGUGUCAAGGGGAGGUGGGAGCAGCGAAGCAGGGCCAGCCACCCUGCAGCCCCAUAGUGAGGGCCAGCCUGCUGCUGGGGCAAGAGUUCAGCCAGCAGGAGAAGGGCUCAAAAAGCCCCGCAGGAUGCAGAAAGUACCAUCCCCACGUGGGAAAGCUGGCAGCCAUGCACCAAACAGGGUGCAGGCGAGGGCCGGUGGCCAUAGUGGCAGUGCUGGGGGCAGGCUGCUUGCCACAGGAUCAGAGGGCAGCUCCCAUCUGCAGGCAGGGCGAGCCAAAGGCAGUGUGGUAGCGGGCGAGGGCUGGGAGCAGAGGCAAGGCGGUGAAGCUGGGGUGGUGGCUGGGAGCAGACCCCUCCCUUGGCACGGUGGCAGGAGGCUGGGGGCCACAGCACCAGGAGAAUUCACAGCACUGGGACGCAGACGGGAAGUGGACCAAGUGAAGCAUGCAGAUGAGCUCCAUGUCCAGGAGCAGGCAUUUUAUGCCCUCAGCAGGGCAGGGGCUGACCCCCACAACCUCUACACCAGCCUUGGAAGUGCUGAGAGCAGCCAGUCCUCAGAGGGCAGCCGCAGUGACAACCGACAGGUGGGACCCCGGCCCUCAGAGUGGGGGAAUCUGGAGCAUCCCUACAGCCCUUGGGGCUGGAGGGCCCUCUGAGGAGCUGCUGGUGUGUGCCCCAGCCCUGGCGGGCCCUGGUGGAGGAGUCAAGGAGAUCUCAUGUGUCAUUUUCGCCCAGCAUCCCCGCUGCAAGUGCUGCUCUUGCCUGGGCGAGGCACACCCUGCAAACUGCUGAGGGUCUCACAGUGGCUCGCAGCCCAGGAGCUGAAAAUCACCAGUUCAUGCAAUCCUGCUCUUAAUUUUGAGGGGGGCCUGCAUCCAGUGCUAGGACAGUGCUGUUUGGAUUUGCUGUAGAUAAAGCACGCUAGACAGCCAUGUAACAGCAGUCACGCUGCAGGGCAUAGCGUAGCUUUGGUCAUGCACUGGUGUGAAACGAGUAAAUAAGGGGUGAGAAAAGGCUCCUAUCCUCAUGG